Molecule: messenger RNA, 7780 nt
Organism: Pelodiscus sinensis (Chinese soft-shelled turtle)
Lineage: Eukaryota; Metazoa; Chordata; Testudines; Trionychidae
Source: RefSeq, a predicted model, not a curated record
GCAUCUAUUAGCAAGCUAAAAGUAACUGAACCAUGGCUCAGUUUCCAACACCUUUUGGCGGCAACCUGGAUAUCUGGGCCAUAACUGUGGAAGAGCGAGCUAAACAUGAUCAGCAGUUUCAUAGUCUGAAACCAACAUCUGGAUUUAUCACUGGUGAUCAAGCUAGAAACUUUUUUUUCCAAUCUGGAUUGCCUCAACCAGUGUUAGCACAAAUAUGGGCACUGGCUGACAUGAACAAUGAUGGGAGGAUGGACCAGAUGGAGUUUUCCAUUGCUAUGAAACUUAUCAAACUAAAACUACAAGGUUAUCAGCUCCCCUCUGCACUCCCUUCUGCCAUGAAGCAGCCUCCCAUUGCUAUUCCUGGUGCACCAGGGUUCGGUAUCGGGGGCAUUGCCAACAUGCCAUCUCUUACAGCUGUAGCCCCAGUACCAAUGGCAUCCAUUCCAGUAGUAGGAAUGUCUCCACCUUUAGUAUCUUCUGUUCCUACAGCAGCAGUGCCUCCCCUAGCUAAUGGAGCUCCUGCUGUUAUACAACCUCUGCCUGCUUUUGCUCAUCCUGCCACAUUGCCAAAGAGUUCUUCCUUUAGUAGAUCUGGACCUGGGUCACAGUUAAAUGCUAAACUGCAAAAGGCGCAAUCAUUUGAUGUGGCUAGUGUGCCUGCUGUAGCAGAGUGGGCUGUUCCUCAGUCAUCAAGACUGAAAUACAGACAACUGUUCAAUAGCCAUGACAAAACAAUGAGUGGACACUUAACAGGUCCACAAGCAAGAACUAUCCUUAUGCAAUCAAGUUUACCACAGGCUCAGUUGGCUACAAUAUGGAAUCUUUCAGAUAUUGAUCAAGAUGGAAAACUUACAGCAGAAGAGUUUAUUUUGGCUAUGCACUUAAUUGAUGUGGCCAUGUCCGGCCAGCCUUUGCCACCUGCACUGCCUCCAGAAUAUAUUCCACCUUCAUUUAGAAGAGUGCGUUCUGGCAGUGGCAUCUCUGUGAUAAGCUCAGUAUCUGUAGACCAGAGGUUGCCAGAAGAACCAGUGUUGGAAGAAGAACAGCAACAAUUAGAAAAGAAAUUGCCAGUUACAUUUGAAGAUAAAAAACGUGAGAACUUUGAACGUGGCAAUCUGGAGCUUGAAAAGCGGAGGCAGGCCCUUCUGGAGCAGCAACGCAAAGAGCAAGAACGGUUAGCACAACUGGAACGGGCAGAGCAGGAAAGGAAAGAACGUGAACGACAGGAGCAAGAGCGUAAAAGACAACUGGAGUUAGAAAAGCAAUUAGAAAAACAACGUGAAUUAGAACGUCAAAGAGAAGAAGAAAGGCGGAAAGAAAUAGAAAGGCGUGAGGCUGCAAAAAGGGAACUUGAAAGGCAAAGACAACUUGAGUGGGAACGUAAUCGGCGGCAAGAACUACUAAAUCAAAGAAACAAAGAACAAGAGGACAUAGUUGUGCUGAAGGCAAAGAAAAAGACUUUAGAAUUUGAGUUGGAAGCUCUAAAUGAUAAAAAGCAUCAGCUUGAGGGAAAGCUUCAGGACAUAAGGUGUCGAUUGUCUAUCCAAAGACAUGAAAUUGAGAGCACAAACAAAUCUAGAGAACUGAGAAUUGCAGAAAUUACACACUUGCAACAGCAGUUACAGGAGUCUCAGCAGAUGCUUGGAAGGUUGAUUCCUGAAAAACAAUUACUCAAUGAUCAGCUAAAACAAGUACAGCAGAACAGUUUGCACAGGGAUUCUCUUCUUACUAUCAAAAGAGCCUUAGAAGCCAAGGAAUUAGUACGCCAGCAGCUUCGAGACCAAUUGGAUGAAGUAGAAAAAGAAACCAGAUCUAAACUACAGGAAAUUGAUACUUUCAAUAAUCAAUUAAAGGAGCUGAGAGAGAUACAUAACAAGCAGCAGCUUCAGAAGCAAAAGACCUUAGAAGCUGAAAGGCUGAAACAGAAGGAGCAAGAGAGGAAGAUGAUAGAAUUGGAAAAGCAAAAAGAAACCCAAAGACGAAACCAGGAAAGGGAUAAACAGUGGCUUGAUCGAGUGCAACAGGAGGAAGAGAACCAGUGGCAAAAAAAACUUCAGGAAGGUGAAAAGCAAAAAAGGGAAGAAAUAAUCAAGAAGAAAGAUAGUGAGGAUAAGGGCAAACAGGAAAUGCAAGAUAAACUGAAUAAGCUUUUCCAUCAACAUCAAGAGCCAGCCAAGCCGGCCAUUCAGGCACCGUGGUCAAGUGCAGAAAAAGCUCCACUGACUAUUUCUGCUCAGGAGGAUGUAAAAAUAGUGUAUUAUCGAGCAUUGUAUCCCUUCGAAGCCAGAAGCCAUGAUGAAAUCACUAUUCAACCAGGUGACAUAGUCAUGGUGGAUGAAAGCCAGACUGGAGAACCUGGGUGGCUGGGAGGAGAACUGAAAGGAAAGACUGGAUGGUUCCCUGCAAACUAUGCAGAGAAAAUACGUGACAAUGAAGUUCCAACCUCUCUGAAACCAGUAGUUGAUGCUACAGUGGCACCUAAAGUUUCUUUGCGUGAAACACCUCCACCUCUGGCAGCUCCAGCUUCGAUAGAAUCAACUGCAACCACCAACAACUGGGCAGACUUCAGUUCAACGUGGCCAACCAGCACUAGUGAAAAACCAGAGACUGAUAAUUGGGAUGCUUGGGCAGUUCAGCCUUCUCUGACUGUUCCAAGUGCAGGGCAGGUAAGGCAGAGAUCCGCCUUUACCCCUGCCACUGUUACUGGAUCAUCACCCUCCCCUGUCCUGGGGCAGGGUGAAAAAGUAGAGGGGCUUCAAGCACAGGCUUUGUAUCCUUGGAGAGCCAAAAAAGACAACCAUCUAAAUUUUAACAAAAAUGAUAUCAUCACAGUUCUGGAACAGCAAGACAUGUGGUGGUUUGGAGAGGUCCAAGGUCAAAAGGGAUGGUUUCCUAAAUCAUAUGUGAAACUUAUUUCAGGCCCCAUAAGAAAGUCAACAAGCAUGGAUUCUGGUUCUUCAGAAAGUCCUGCUAGUUUAAAGAGAGUAACAUCACCAGCAACUAAACCGGCUAUGUCAGGUGAAGAAUAUAUUGCCAUGUACACAUAUGAGAGUUCGGAACAAGGAGACUUAACCUUUCAACAAGGAGAUAUGAUUCUUGUGACAAAAAAAGAUGGUGACUGGUGGACAGGAACAUUGGGUGAUAAAUCUGGAGUCUUUCCUUCUAAUUAUGUGAGACUGAAAGAUUCUGAGGUCCCUGGAACUGCUGGAAAAACAGGAAGUUUAGGGAAGAAACCUGAAAUUGCCCAAGUUAUUGCCUCUUAUACAGCAACAGGACCUGAACAACUUACCCUUGCUCCUGGUCAACUGAUACUUAUCAGAAAGAAGAAUCCAGGUGGAUGGUGGGAGGGAGAGCUCCAAGCACGAGGGAAAAAACGACAGAUAGGAUGGUUCCCUGCUAACUAUGUAAAACUUUUAAGUCCUGGUACCAGUAAAACUACACCAACUGAGCCACCUAAAUCAACAGUAUUACCUUCCGUGUGCCAAGUAAUUGGCAUGUAUGACUACACUGCACAGAAUGAUGAUGAACUGGCAUUCAACAAAGGCCAGAUCAUAAAUGUCCUGAACAAGGACGACCCAGACUGGUGGAAAGGAGAAGUGAAUGGACAAGUGGGUCUCUUCCCAUCCAACUAUGUGAAACUAACGACAGAUAUGGACCCAAGCCAGCAAUGGUGUGCUGACUUACAUCUCCUAGACAUGCUAACACCUACUGAAAGAAAAAGGCAGGGAUACAUCCACGAACUGAUCGUAACAGAAGAGAACUAUGUAAAUGACCUGCAGUUAGUCACAGAGAUCUUCCAGAAACCAUUGAUGGAGUCUGAGCUGCUAACAGAAAAAGAGGUUGCUAUGAUUUUUGUUAAUUGGAAGGAGUUGAUUAUGUGCAAUAUCAAACUACUGAAAGCACUGCGUGUUCGUAAAAAGAUGUCUGGAGAGAGGAUGCCAGUGAAAAUGAUUGGCGACAUACUUACAGCACAACUACCACACAUGCAACCUUACAUUCGGUUCUGUAGCUGCCAACUCAAUGGGGCAGCACUAAUUCAGCAGAAAACAGAUGAAGUCCCAGAGUUCAAGGAGUUUGUUAAAAGGUUAGCGUGAAGUUUUCUGCUAAAGCCUAUGCAAAGGGUAACAAGAUACCCACUAAUAAUUAAAAAUAUAAUAGAAAACACUCCUGAAAAUCACCCUGAUCAUAGUCACUUGAAGCAUGCUCUGGAAAAAGCAGAAGAAUUGUGUUCCCAAGUAAAUGAAGGGGUGCGUGAGAAGGAAAAUUCAGACAGGCUGGAAUGGAUCCAGGCUCAUGUUCAGUGUGAAGGCCUGUCUGAGCAACUCGUAUUUAAUUCGGUUACCAACUGCUUGGGGCCACGCAAGUUUCUGCACAGUGGGAAACUCUACAAAGCCAAGAGCAACAAGGAACUGUAUGGUUUUCUGUUUAAUGAUUUCCUCCUGUUGACUCAGAUCAUAAAGCCCCUCGGUUCCUCUGGUACAGACAAGGUCUUCAGCCCCAAGUCUAAUCUGCAGUAUAAAAUGUACAAAACUCCCAUUUUUCUAAAUGAGGUACUAGUAAAAUUACCCACAGACCCUUCUGGAGAUGAGCCUAUCUUCCAUAUCUCCCACAUUGAUAGAGUCUACACGCUUCGCGCAGAAAGCAUAAACGAAAGGACGGCCUGGGUGCAGAAAAUUAAAGCUGCUUCUGAACUGUACAUAGAGACGGAAAAGAAGAAGAGGGAAAAGGCCUACUUAGUUCGCUCCCAAAGGGCAACAGGCAUUGGAAGGUUGAUGGUGAACAUUGUUGAAGGCAUUGAACUGAAACCCUGCAGGUCACAUGGAAAGAGUAACCCAUACUGUGAGGUAACAAUGGGCUCUCAGUGUCACAUCACCAAGACUAUGCAGGACACCCUCAAUCCUAAAUGGAACUCUAACUGCCAAUUUUUUAUCAAAGACCUGGAGCAGGAUGUUCUGUGCAUAACUGUAUUUGAAAGGGAUCAGUUCUCCCCGGAUGACUUUUUGGGCCGAACUGAAAUCCGUGUGGCAGACAUUAAAAAGGAUCAGGGCUCAAAGGGACCAGUUACAAAGUGUCUUCUCCUGCAUGAAGUCCCGACAGGAGAGAUAGUAGUCCGACUAGAUCUGCAAUUGUUUGAUGAGCCUUAGAGGGAAAUACACCAAUGUUUCACUUUAAUCUGAGUUCACUGCAAUAGGUGUCUGCAGAAGCUGUCUAGAAAUCUUUAUUCAUGUUAUAUGAAACUACUGCUUGUCCUUCAUGUGCAAGAGGGUUAUCAAAGCAAUCAGAAAAAUCUCUGUGCAUUGAUAAUCCUUGCUGAAAAUUGAAUCCUAGAUUUGGGAACAGAUCUCUGUCUCUGUGUGGAACGUCAUUAUACCUUUCAGGGUUUCCGAAGUAACAUAGUUGUAACUUGUGCUUCAAGUUGAAAGGUGAGCAAACCAUGUAGAUUGAUGCACUUACUCUAGAUACUGUAAUGUUUAAUUUAAAUGCAGAAGGCGCUGAUUGUAUGUUUGAAGGAUUUGGUAAAUUUCCCCAUAGGAAUCUUGUGCCUAUAGCUCCACAAAGUGGUGUAUAAACAUGACAUGAAUGAACAUUUACCAGGUAAGAAAAUCUCUGAUUUUCUUUAGGAUUGUUAUGGUGGUAUUUGAAAUGUUGCUGUUUUUAAAUAGAUUGUUAGAUAGAUAGAUUUAAACACAGAAGGUACUUUUAUUGCACUCUAAAAAUAAGGUUUAAUUGAAACUUAAAUAGUACACAGGCCUUGUGCUAACACUCUCCACAGAGGUGAAUUUCACCUUAAGAGAAUACCACCAUUUCCAGGGGGAGGGGUAACUGUAAAAGUUUGAACAAGAAGUGAAGGAGAUAGAGGACCCUGCUGAAUGUUGUACUGUACCACUUAAAUACUUCUUUACUAUUGCUGCUUAAUUGUGUGAAAGCUGAUGGAUGAUCAAGUCACUAGCUGUGACAAAAAUCACCGCUCUAGCUCAGGAAGUGAAUUUAUACCCUGUAGAGUCUAGCUGGGAAAGCAAUCAGUGGUGACAGGUUAUGAAGUUGUACUGUGCCUAAAUAUAUUUGACAUCUUGAUUUUGAAAUCAGGACAGUAGCACACUGUAGCUCACAAAAGGUGUUAAUUACAAACCAGGUUCAUUAUGAGUAUGUUGGCUAUAUUAGAUGUGACCAGAAAAAAAUAAAUCUUUGUGUGUAAUUGUGCAGAGUAAGUAACCCCAUAGUAACAGGGGUCUUGUCAUCUUGGGGGUGGGGCAGAGAUUAACAGGUAACUCCCCUCACAUAGAUAAGCCCUGAUUCAGCAAACCUUCCCAAUUCAACAAAGAACCUAACUUUUACAUAUGUGCUUAAGUCCCAUUUACUUUAAGCAUAUGCUCAAGUGUUUUUGUGAGUUGGUACCUCAAGGACAAUAGAGCCCCUAAGAGAGUAUAGUCCAUCAUUGUUCCAUUUUUGUUCAUUACCUAAAUAUCAUGCAUAAACUGGUAUUUUUGUAAUGACUUUAUUUCAGAAUGAGGUGUCAGCCCCUUCGUUAGCAUGUUAACGUUCUUGUGGAGCUUGUUGUUAGGUUUUGAUGUUCUUUGCAUGUCAUUUUGGUACUAGUUCAUUUUGGUACUAGUUUCCACCUUUCUUGUAUAGAUGGUGUUCUCUGGAGAGCACUACAAGUCAUCAUGAUUUCCAUUAGGAAAUUAGGAUAUCUUCAUAAUGAAUAGCUAGAUACAGUAUGGUAAUAAGUGUAAGCUGUGCUGGGAAGUGUCUGUGUAUUAUAAUUUCCUUUAAGACCACUGUAAUGUUUCAAGAAAUGGAAAAACAAAAUCCUGUAUGUUGGAAGGACAACGAAGUUUACAUUUCAUACUUUUUAAAAUCUCUUUAUUAUUUAUUUAUUGAUGAUAGUGUAGAAUUUUGUAUCAGAAAUGACAGACAUUCUUAUGUAUUUUUUGAACAAAACAGAGAUACACACUUUAGUUAGAAACUUUCAACUGACCAAGUUUUAGAGGAAGUUUAACUUCAAGGCAUGUGUUUGUUUACCACUAACUGGCUCUGAAAACACAAUUAAAAGAACUUUAAGUUUCUAUUUUUCAAUGUUGUUAAGAAAAAUGUUUCAAUUAAAAUCUGUAAAUAGAACUAAACCCAUGGUUUCCUAUUUCCAUAUCAGUACAUUUUAUUAAAUAUAAUGUAUAUGAAAAUACACAUUGUUGUGGUAGGAAAAAAGUGAUAAAAAUCUAUUAAUGGAGUAACAUUAAAUGUCAUUGUUCUAACCUUUUUACUGCUGUCCUAAUUUUACUCACCAGCUGUAAAUAAGUUCAGUGUUCCAAUUAAUGGUUUACAAAAUAGUUACACUUGCAUGGUCAUUUUUUAAGGUCUCUUGUCACCAGACAUGAAUUCUAGUGAAAAAUUGAACCAUCUUGGGCACAAAGAAAAAUCUAAGCUAUUAUUUUUAUAUUACCCUGUGGGAGGUGCCCAAAUUCUGUUGAAAUUCAGUUGGAAUUGGACACCUACAAGCUUUUAGGAAAAUGCCAGCAUUAAUCUUAACAUGACUAAUCACACUUUAUUUUGUAACUGUAACAGAUCUGAGGGCUUGUCUGGCUAACAUCACUUGUCUCAAAUGAUAGCCUAAUCUUGAGGCACAGAGAUGUAUGUGUCUAAUCCCUAUUAAUUCAAAUUGGAAAUCUACAAAGAUAAUAAUGAGGUGAGCAUGGAGGUUCCCCAAAGCUUCCCUCCUCCUGUCACAGGAAAUUAAUUACAUUGGCUACAAGAACCUAAUACCAUGGUGUCCAACACGCUA